This is a messenger RNA of Caenorhabditis elegans, 1141 nucleotides long. It is a transcript of the gene sra-10, whose product is annotated as Serpentine receptor class alpha-10. The record is from RefSeq and is marked reviewed. NCBI's taxonomy places the organism in Eukaryota, Metazoa, Nematoda, Chromadorea, Rhabditida, Rhabditidae. Gene Ontology annotation, biological process: sensory perception of chemical stimulus; G protein-coupled receptor signaling pathway. The coding region runs from base 9 to 1013 and encodes 334 amino acids. The transcript is spliced from 6 exons. Gene Ontology annotation, molecular function: G protein-coupled receptor activity. Gene Ontology annotation, cellular component: membrane.
UUUCAGAAAUGGGCCCAAUUACUGCCAACUCUUCAAAAUGUGCAACAGAAGAUCAAAUGAUACUCCAAACAUCUCUAUUACUACGAAUUAAUGUAAUUAUAAUGACAAUAGUGGCAAUUAUCACAUUUAUUCUUACCUACAAAGCAUUGUUCAUUCUCAAAAUACGACCAAUUUUUCACAGUUCUACCAAAAUUUUACUCUAUACUAGCUUGUUAUUUGUAAAUGUUCAUGCGGUUAUUUUCAUGGUUAUUCAGAAUACUGCCUUAAUCCGGAGCUUCACAUUAAGCGAUAAGCCAUGCGAAAUAAUGAGGACAACUCUAGAGUGUCGAUUUCAAAAUCACGUGCUCAUUUUUGGAAUAGCGGGUGUCAACUUUAAUCAAUUCGGGUUGACUGUAGAUAGACUUUUGGCGACAAUAAUUCCACAAUCCUACUCACAUAUGGGUGCACUUCCAGGAGUUAUUCUGUCAGUUCUUGUGGUCGCUUGCAGUAUCGCAGCUCCUCUAAUCAUUGCAAUUGGUGAUCCAUACGAUGAUAUUGUGCCAAACUGUUUCUUUUUUCCCGAACAUUCUGCUCCGCGAGCCAAUAUUUUCUUGGUCACAUUGAGCACUCUAGUUAUCACUAGUAUAUUCCUAAACUUCAUCAUCAUAUAUGCAAACAAAAAGCUGGAGAAAGGAACUCGUUUCUAUGUGACUCAAAGAUAUCAAAAACGAGAAGCACUCAUCUCAACUCGUAUCAUCUCAUAUAUUGCUGCGUCACAGUUUCUCGGAUUGACACUUUACUCGACAAUGGUGUUGACUUUGAGACUUCACAAAUCAAUGAUUCCCAUCUCUAUUUAUCAUAAUAUGGUUUGGUGGGCUUAUACUGUUCCAUUCGCAGCGGUCUCCUUGCCAGCUUUACUUAUAUAUCGUAUCAAUCAAGUGGGUUCAAAUCGAAAACGAGUCAUAAAUCGGAUAACUGCAAAGGUGGAAACUCAGGAGGAACAUAUGAAAUCUUUAAAAGAAUUGUGGGCAUGAUUAGUUAUGUACAAUAUUGAAUGACUAUAUGGAAGUAUGAAAAUAUAAAAAUUCCCAAUGAAUUUUUUACAAGAAAUUGAUUUAUUUUUUAUUCAGAAAACGCAUAAUAAAGUUCAUAAUAACCCGUA